CAUAACUCAAUUGAUGAUCACACAAGAAUAAUUGAGAUCGAUAAUUAUAUGAAUAUUGAGGAAGACUUAACUAAGAAUUAUAUAAUCGAUAUAUUAAAUGAACAAGAGGAGAGUGAAUUAGAAAAAGAAAUGGUUAAAUCG
Molecule: messenger RNA, 141 nt
Organism: Racocetra persica
Lineage: Eukaryota; Fungi; Glomeromycota; Glomeromycetes; Diversisporales; Gigasporaceae
Source: the annotation of a GenBank genome assembly